Molecule: messenger RNA, 2502 nt
Organism: Stylonychia lemnae
Lineage: Eukaryota; Ciliophora; Spirotrichea; Sporadotrichida; Oxytrichidae
Source: the annotation of a GenBank genome assembly
AUGAUCAAGAAUUUCAAGAAACGAAAACCCUAAGACUGGGUGAAAUUUGACGGAUAGACUAAGUGUUGGGUUAUUAAGCUAGAAGCUUAUAAUGAUGUAUACGAGAUGCUUUACCUGCUAGAAGAAUCUAUGGGAGUGAAAUUCAACUACUUUGAUGAUAAAAAGAAAAAUUACAAUCUUGAGAUGCUACCUUAAUCGCUCAAAGAUUCUCUGUUUAACUUUUAAAAAGAGGGUGUCAAUUUUGGCAUUAGCAGAUACGGAAGAUUUUUGCUUGGAGAUGAGAUGGGUGUUGGUAAAACAGUUUAAGCUCUUGCAAGAUUUACUUGGUUUGAUGAGAUACUCAAAUGGCUACCAGAUGUUUCUUCAGAUGACAUAUGUCUGAUCUCUUCUGGGAAGGAAGAUAUAUUUAACGAUGCCAAAAUAUAUAUAAUGUCAUAUGAGAUAGCAUCAAAGAACACUGAGUCAUUUGUCAAAAGAGGCAUUAGAAUGGUUAUAGCUGAUGAAGCUCACUAUUUAAAAGCAUACAAGGUAAAUACACUAUUAACUAAAACUCAUACAGAGUUUGAGAAGCAAAAAUUUAGUACUCCUAUGCUUGCUAGACCAGCUGAGUUGUUCAACUUGAUUAAGAUGGUGAGACCAGAUAUAUUCUAGGAUUUUUAGUAAUUUGCAACUCGGUAUUGCAAUCCGAAAGAAUCCUAGUUUGGAAUGGACUAUUCUGGAGCCUCGAAUAUAAAGGAAUUACAUUAGCUUCUAGAGGCUGAUGAUAGGAAGAGGAUUGAAGAAGCAAUUAAAGAGAGAAAUAAAAAGUUUGCAUAGUAUGAUAACAUUCAAAUAAGUGGAGUUAGCUACGAUGGAAGUAAAUAGUUCUAUGGACAUACUGAUGACCCAGAAGAGAAGCAACUUCAAAAAGUUUAUUAGCUCUCAGGCAAAGCAAAAAUUAAGGGAAUAAUUGAAUUUAUGGACUAUAUGAUUGAAAGUAAGAAAUUGAUAUUCACAGAGUAAUAUAUAGACUAGGUUAAGUUCAUCUUGUUCGCUCAUCAUUAAUCCGUUAUAUGUGAACUGGAAAAUCAUUUGGAGUAAAGACUCAAAGAGGCAAGCAAUCAAAAUUCCUAGAUACUUCCUCCAUAUUUUAUAAAAAUAGACGGAAGUACUCCACCUGAGAUUAGACAUGAGAUGGUUAAGGAUUUUUAGGAGAAGGAGUAUGUGAGAGUAGCAUUACUCUCUAUCACAGCAUCUUCUCAAGGGAUAACUUUAACAGCAGCUUCUACGGUUAUCUUUGCUGAAGUUCAUUGGACACCUGCGCUUAUGAUGCAAGCUGAGGAUAGAGUCCAUCGUAUAGGCCAAGAAAGUGACUGUGUUAAUAUCUAUUACCUUUAUGGCAAGGAAACUCUAGACGAGAUUAUAUAUCCUAUGAUUGAUCUCAAAUCAGUUGUAGUGGCAAGAACUCUAGAUGAUUAGAAGACUGAUUUUAAGAUUAAAUCUGCAAAAAAAAGGCAAUAGCCUGACUAUGAACUUAAAGAAAGCGACAAUGAAGAGUCAUAAACAAAUAAUAAUUAAAUCAACUAAAAAUAGAAUGGAGAAUUUUCUGGAAAAUAAGACUAGAAGUAAUGCAAAAGAAAGAUCAAACAAGAAGAUAAAUAAAGUGCAAAAACUCAAUAGCAUACUAACUCUCAGAAUUAGAAACCAAACCAGAAUUUAUCAAAAUAAACCAAAUCUAGUAAUCAAUAAAGCAAGCAUUCUCAGAGCAAAGAGAAUGGUGUUGAUGAAUAGUUUAACAGCAAGCUUCAACCAGCAGUGUAAAAUUCAAAUUAAAGUAAAAAGAACAAGAACUAAAAUAAGGUCUAGAUAGUUUAGCCAUUUCUUGGUGGUAUCAUAGAGGAAAAUGAGGACAAUGAAGAUAACAGUAAAAAUGAAGUUAAAAGCAUGAUAUUAGAGCUAGAUGCCAGAGACUAUGAUGACUCUGGGAUGUCAAACCAAGAAAGAAGUAGGCUUAAGCCUUCCAAGUCCUAAUAAAAUCUCUAAAAGCAAUAAAAUUAUUCCUAACUAAUGAAUCCAGCAGCAAUAACAGAUCCUAAGUUAUCUUCAAAUAUAUCUCAGUAAAACUAAUAAUCUUAAUAGGCUUAGAAAUUUAAGAUGCCUGUCAAAUAAUCUCUUAAAAAUUCUUUGUAGGCAAGUAUAAAUAAGAUAAACAGUUAGGAUUCACUCGAGUUAGAAAGUUAGUCUUAACUUAAGCCUAAGGAAGAGUGCAUUAAAUCUAUUAUCAAAACUGAAUAAAAGCACUCUAAAAGUGAAAAUUAAAAUCAAGCUACUUAUUUAAACAGCAGUAAUAAUAAUAACAACAAUAAUAAUCAAAGCUAAAUAUCAUAAUUGAUGUCAUAGAAAAGCACCAAUGAGGGCUUCUCAUAAAAAGAUAUGUCACAAGAGGAGAUAAAGAUUAAAAACAUCAAAGAUAAUAUGGAUAAAUUGCUAAAAAGCACAAAUAGAUUCGGUUUUAAAAAGUGA